UGUUUCUUGUUUUUCGUCGUCAAUUCGUCAUUUAUCGUGUUUAUUACGAAUUUAAUCGAAAUAAUUAAAAUUGCUGUUUUCAUCAUCUUUUCUUGUGACCUGUUAAAUCUUAAUUAUCACACACGGGCUUAAUUUGCCCUAAAAGUCAUAGUUUAUCAGGUUUUGCAAUCAAACUUGAACUUGCCUUUUGUAGUUUCAGUUACAAGAAUAUUAUAAAUCUUAAUAAUGGCUGGUGAAGAGGAUGACAGUACAUGGUUGAUCGAAUUGGAGUCUGCUUUGCUGGAUGGCUGCUCAGCUCAACAAAUCAAUCUUUUAACCAAAGGCAAAAAGAUACCAGAGAGUUUACGUCCUGAUGUAUGGCUUCUUUGUCUAAAUUGUCAAGAUACUGGUAACCAAUUACUGUUGUUUGAUGAAAUAUUUGACCUAACAAACCAAAAUGAGCUUAGAGAUGAUGUGAAAAAGUUUGUAAAACGACUGGGAAAUGAUGAAGAUGACAAGUUGUCAGUGAUAUCGGAUAUCGAAUCAAUAAUCACAUUCUACUGUAAAUCUAAAUCUAUUUCCUACAGCUCAAAUAAUGGCUGGAUUGAGAUUUUAUUACCUCUUCUGAGUUUGAAGCUACCACAAUCCGACACAUACAACUUAUUUGAAAGGAUACUAAAAUUGUACAUUCCAAAAGGAUGCUUUAAAAAUGGUGUGCCAUUCCAUAUUCUACGUUUGAUACUGCAAUAUCAUGACCCAGAGUUGUGCUCCUUUUUAGAUACUAAACGUAUAACUCCAGAGUUAUAUUGCCUGCCUUGGUUAAGGUCUCUCUUUGCUGGCACUUGUAAUUUAGAAGUUGUGCUCUUUAUGUGGGAUUUGUACUUUCAAAGGUCAGACCCAUUUUUCAUCUUUUUCCUUUGUUUAAUUAUGAUAAUCAACGCUCGGGAACAGUUGCUGCAAAUGAAAAAUGAAGAUAAAUCUGAUAUCAUUGCCACUCUAAAAAAUAUGCCUGCUGACUUAGAAGCAAAUGAUGUUUCAGAUUUUUGUUCUUUGGCUCAUUACUAUUCAUUAAAAACCCCAUUAUCUUUUCGGGAUGAUGUGUUGGAAGUCUUGUUUUCUGAGACAGGUGUAGAAAUAAAUUCUAAGUUAUAUUCUCAAGCUUUGUGUCUUCCAGUUGCUGUCCAUGAGUUAAUUGAGAGUGCCACUGUAGAUGCUUCAGAUUUAGAUAGUGUUAAAUUUUUUUUGGUGGACUGUCGACCUGCAGAUCAGUACAAUUCUGGUCAUUUGUCAACUGCCUUUCACUUGGAUUGUAAUUUGAUGUUACAAGAGCCAAAUGCUUUCAAUACGGCAGUCCAAGGUUUAUUGAAUGCUCAAAGGCAGGCUUUGGCUGCAGGAUCGCUAGCAGCUGGUGAGCACCUAUGUUUUGUGGGUUCUGGUAGGUCUGAGGAAGAUAGCUAUGCACACAUGGUUGUAGCUUCUUUCUUGAAACGAAAUACCAAACAUGUGUCCAUGCUUGAUGGCGGUUUUGUAGCAAUACAUGACUACUUUGGGCCUCAUAUGACUGACUGUUUGGAGGAGCACAACCCUUCCACGUGUUUGGUUUGUGCCCCCAACAAUAAUAACGAAGGUCUCGAAGUUCGCCACACAAAGGUCAGAGAUAAUAUUCCAGCUAUUCAAUUGUUUGGCAAAUUGUCUACUGCUAUGAAAGCAAAGAGUCAAGAAGUCAAAGGUAAAUUGAUUGAAUACAUUGUCAAUCCAAAUUCUACCGUUAAUAACGGCGAAUGGCACGUGUCUGCUAACGACAAAAAGGAACAGAGGUACAGAAAUGUUCCUCCAGUGUUCAGUAUAAACGACGAAGAUGAUGAUUCACGACCCGACAGUAGAAAAGACUUGGACAGUGAGUCUCUAGAAGAGAUUGUGGAGGUUCAUUCUUAUCUAAAAGAACACAAUGUUGUUGAUAGCUUUGCUUGUCAAGAAGUAUUAGUAAACGGUUACAUGCACGACUCUCAUUUGAUCGUCACGGAGACGCAUUUGGUAGUGUUGCGUGACAUUCCUAACAAAAAGGGAACUGCAAAAGUAAUGUCAAGAAGGCCAUUAUCGACUAUUGUUAAAAUUACAGCUAAAAAGAGGCAUCCAGAGUUAAUAACUUUCAAAUAUGGCAUUCCAGAUGGAGAUAACCUUUUGAUCAAGGAUAUGGAUCGUUUUCUUAUUCCCAACGCGUCUAUUGCUACAAAAGUAGUUUCUAAUCAAAUAGUGCAGCAGUUAGAUAACAAGUUGCAAUAGUAUUUAGUCAGUAAAAACAGUUUUCAGUCAUUACAAUAAUUUAAAACCUCUUGAAAUGACAGUCGUUUCGCUCGAAAAUUAGGCUCCAAAAGUAGACGACCUUAGAAUGAAAAGGAAAUUGUAUGGAGAGAGCUAUGUCUAUUAAUUAAAUGAGUUUUUGUUAACACCUUAGAUUAAUAUAGUCUAAGGUUAACACACACUCGAUUAGCGAAUUUGCGGGUGAAUUUUAGUAUUUUUUCGAAGUAAUGGUGUGUAAGACGAGCCGAAUUUUUUUAUUGAUUCGUUUUGAGCAACGAAUGCUAUUUACUUCUUCAUCAAUUAAAAUCAUCGUGCUUUACCUAUUAACUAUUACCUGCUACCUAAGUGUCUCUGGAUGCCUUUUAGCUGAUAUUUUAGGUACAUCAUUAAUUACUACGCACGCUUUUUAACAAAAUCACUUGAAUUGAUUCUAUAUUAUUUUAUAGUUCUACCUUUGAUCAGAUUACCUUUAGUCAGUGCUCGUUAAUUAGUACCAAUUGGAAUGUAGUUGUUGGUCGUCCUAUAUUGAGUUGAGAUAAGCUUAGAUAAGAGUUUAGUGUUUGCUUGUUUAAACUGGUUGAUAAACCCAAAUGGAACCAGUUUCACUGCGACAGCGUGAAUGGGCUAAGUUAAGCGUAGGGCCAAUUUUUAAUUUAUACGCUAAUUUAAUUAAAUAAAAAUAACUGACGGAAAAUUUAUCGUUCACCAAAAACCGCUCAGGCGUGUCAAGACUAGGCGAGUUAGUUUAUUUUUUUUAUGAAAUAAACUGAUUAAGUAGGUAGGUAUUGACCUACUUGCGCUGUAGGUAUACAGGUAACCCAAUUAAAAAACUAAGAUAAAUACGUUUGUCAAUUCUAAAGUGCGUAACGCAUUUUUAUGUUUGUUUGCAAGUUCAAUUAAGUGACAAUUGCCAAUAAAAUAAAUGAAACAGUAUCUAAUGCGUGCCUUUUUCGGAAUUUGUUUCAUGAAUUAUAAACAUUUGUAUAAAAAGCCUUACCUUAGUUGUUUUUUGUAAUAAAGUUUACCUCUUGUGAAAUAUUUCAACAUUCCAGUGCAAAGUAUUAGGGAUAUUAUUAAUCGCACAUCAAAUAACUUAUCGUACAUCAAUUUAUUUUCAUCAAUUUAAAUAACUUUUACAUCAAAUAAAUUAUUUCAUUACAAAUAAACAAAUUGUUUAACAAAACUAGCACUUGAGGUAAUUAGUUUGCUGUGCAAUCAGUAUUUUUGCUUAGAAUUCGGAUUUUUUUAGUAUGCAAAAGGAUGAUUAUUUGACUUACAGUUAAAUACUACUCAAAGUAUUAUACAUAGCAUGGUGUAAAUCUCGGUCAAAUUAAUUGGAGUGAGAAUGACUUGGUCAUUGCACCUAUUAGGUAUUUAUAUUUUUUCCUUUAAUUUUUUGUUUAAACAAAUUUAGUAAUGUAGAUGUUGUAACCACAUUAUUUUGUUUAUUCACACUUACUUCGAUGUUGACUGAUAAGGAAAAAAUGUGCAAUAGAAGUUAAGUAUCAGAGAAAAUUAUAAAUACUUUAUUUUAUUGCUUAUUUUUGUGUAUCUGCCUACACUGUACUUAUUAGUGACCGUCUUUGUGAUUUAAAAUAAUGUAAGUAGUCAUUAAAUUUCUGUGUUAUUUAUUAUUAAGUGUUUUUGUAUGAAAUCCGUAAUAUCGAAAUCCAUGAUUUGAUACAUUUCAAUGAGAGUUUUCGCGAUUGAAAAAUCCGCCAGAUGGCAAUACGUAGACGCGAGGUCCAAAUGCUGCAUGAUUGGUUAUAUUUGACAUGACAUUGACAGAUAUGUCAAAAUCCACCAAUCACGCAGCAUUUGGACCUCGCGUCUACGUAUUGCCAUCUGGUGUAUUUUUCAAUCGCGAAAACCCUCAUUGUAAAAAUUGUAUUGUGAUAUAUUAUUGUUCCAUACUGUUAUGUUGAUUACCUAUAUUUCACAUUAGAUGCUUAGGCUCCUGUCUUAAGAGGCUAAAGUGCAGUUUCAAGACUAUGACACAGGUGACACUUUAUGCUCAUGCCGGCUGUAUGUCAGAGGCUUUACGUUGUAAAGAGAAAGAUAAAUAUAUUUUAUGUUUAAUUAACUAUUUACCCUUGAGCUUCGCGAGGAAUAGGCUUCUGAAAAUACAUUCAUCAUCAUACACAUAACUCACAUAUUUUGUGCAAUGUUACCUAACGAUUUUGUUCUAAAUGCCUACGCAAAAACACGACAAACCACUUAUUUAAGAUGAUGUUUAUUAGUGAAUAAAGUAGCCAUAGAGUGCACAUAGAUAAUGAUGAUGCUUGUUGCAUUUAUGAAAUACAGGGUGUGCAAGAAAACAGCUGAAUCUGUUGUGUAAAUUAUACCUACAUCUCUUUAACCUAAAUAUCUCUAUUUGAUUUUGAACCUUUAUUACUAAAGAAUAAAGUUGUAUGUUCAGAAUCUACUUGAGAAAUUCGUAAUUUGUAAAACUUCUCUUGCUAGUGUCCGUAACUCCUGUUUUCUUGAACACAUUGUAUGAUAGGAACUAGAAAAUUAUAACAUAUUUAAAUUUUUUAUAAAAUUUUGGUCAGCUAAUUCUUCCUACACUUCUACCGUGGAUUGAGUUCUUGAGGCAGUUUUCGGUGCAUGAAAAUGUCUUGGAUUUUCGUGCUGCAUUUUUCAGUGACCCUAGGCUAAAUUAACAUUUUGGCAGUGUCGAUUUAAUAAUACGAAUUUACUCAUAUUAGCAGCAUCGUAUGAUCGUAUCCUUAUGGUAGGUACAAAGCAGGAAUUCCAUAACAAUGUCUAUCAGACUACCUUAUCUAUACUCUCGUACCACGCAACUACCUCAGGAACUGAGCAAACCGGUUAAUGUCCUCUAUAUUUUAUCAGAUUGUAAUUAAGUACAUUAUUGUUGUUUCAAAUAAAAAUAUUUAUAUAU
Molecule: messenger RNA, 5182 nt
Organism: Ostrinia nubilalis (European corn borer)
Lineage: Eukaryota; Metazoa; Arthropoda; Insecta; Lepidoptera; Crambidae
Gene: TBC1D23
Product: TBC1 domain family member 23
Exons: 3
Coding region: 226-2262 (678 amino acids)
Biological process (GO): retrograde transport, endosome to Golgi
Cellular component (GO): trans-Golgi network
Source: RefSeq, a predicted model, not a curated record